UUUGUAUCAUUACUGUCCAACACUGAAACUUUGAGAGGUGUCUCUUUGUGUAUGUCCGUUAAUGGGUGCUUUAUGUCGCUCAUCAUGUCCGCCAUCUUUCCUCUUCUGGUUCUUGUGUUUGUGCCGCUGGGCGGGAAAGGUGAUACACCUGCAGUGUGUCACGGCUCGGCCCGGCGGGGCGGGGUCAGCUGGUCUCCGGUUACCUCCUCCGCCUCGCUGUGUGCUCAGUCAACGUUGUCCCUCACCUCGGAUCACCUGUCACCUGUGAAGAGGAGCGCGCAUCGUUCCAGUGUGAACGCUUGUUGUCGGACUGUUUUCUGUGGGCACAAUGUGCCGGCACGAACGCGUCUUGUUCGGUUUGUAGACAUUUUGAGGGUUUUUUCCGACAAGGAGACACCGAGUUGCCAUUUCGGGCGUCGUGUUUGUGUGGAUUGUUUCCUCAACAAAGCGACACGAUGCGAGAUGUUCAGCUGAAGAAUGAGACGUGCAGCAACGGCUCUGCGGUCAGACUGUGGUGUGGCUCCCAGUCUGCAGUGUGUUUGUUCACCGGAGAUCAAACGGUGUUCUACACACACCAGGACAACAACACCCAGACAGCAGGUUUGUCUCCAGGUCUGCAGACCAGCGGCACCUACAACCUGUGGCUCGGCCUCACGCUCGCGCUGCUCUCCGCCCUCCUCAUUGGUGGGAGUGUCAUCCUGAAGAAGAAAGCUCUCCUCCGAUUGGCCAGCAACGGUCACACCAGAGCAGGUGAUGGAGGUCACGGCUACCUGAAGGACUGGCUCUGGUGGGGAGGCUUGUUGACCAUGGGAGCAGGAGAGGCCUGUAACUUCGCCGCCUACAUGUUCGCUCCGGCCACGCUGGUGACUCCACUGGGCGCUCUGAGCGUCCUCAUCAGUGCAGUUCUGUCCUCCCACCUGCUGGGGGAGGUGUUGAACGUGGUGGGGAAGCUCGGCUGCGUGCUGUGCUUGUUGGGAAGCAUCCUGCUGGUGAUCCACGCCCCACAGGAACAGGAAGUGACAUCACUACAGGACAUGACCCACAAGUUGCUGGAGCCUGGUUUCCUGGUGUACAUGUUGGCCGUGUUGGUUCUGUGUGCGGUUCUCGUCUUGUAUUUCUCUCCUCGGGUCGGUCGCACCAACAUCCUGGUGUACAUCAGCAUCUGCUCGCUGCUCGGCGCCUUCACCGUGUCCUCUGUGAAGGGCCUCGCCAUCGCCAUCAGCACCGUGCUCGCGAACCCUCUCACCUGGAUCCUGCUGCUCACUCUCGUCGUCUCCAUAGUAACACAGGUGAACUACCUGAACAAGUCUCUGGACACCUUCAACACCCUGCUGGUCUACCCCAUCUACUACGUCCUCUUCACCUCCGUGGUUCUGUCCACCUCCACCAUCCUGUUCCAGGAGUGGAGGAGCAUGGAGGCGGUGGACGUGGUCACGACGCUGGGAGCCUUCCUGGUCAUCGUGGUGGGCGUGGCCAUGCUCCACCUCUUCAGAGAGCUGCAGGUGACGCUGAAGGAGCUGACCAAUCAGCUGUCUCAGCCGCUGGAGAGGGAGGGGCUCGCAGAGGACGUCUCAUCCAACGGACGAGCGGAAGGAGAAGACGGAAGGAGGAGUAGAAAAGAGGACAAAUGCGGCCUGAUGGACAACAUGGUGAUAGAGAGUCUUCCUCCCAUGAGGGACGAGGGGCCGAGAGUCUUCAUCAUCAGCUGAAGAGGAGCUUCAUCACUUCCUGCGUCUCAAACAGAUGACAUCACUACAACAUCAGAAACGCCUUAACAGCAUCCAGGAGGCACAAGCUGCUCCGAGUGUCACCGUCAGUCAGCUGAGCGAACGCUGAACAAACGCUGAACAAACGCUCUCAUUUCUGACUCUUUGGUUUACACUUUAAAGGUCCAGUCUGCACUCUUACUGUCUGCAAAUCAGGAAAAACAAAAGCAGCAGACAGCAGUGUCACCUGACACACACACACACUCAUACACUCACACUCUCACAGUCUCACACACACACACUCUGUCUCACACACUCUGUCACUGUGUCCUCUGUGUGAGUGUGUAGUUUUGUGCAGCUGAUUUGUCUUCUCCUGUGUGUUACCCACUGAUGAGCGAGCGGCAGUCAACCCGUCAGACAGGAAGCUGAAGUGAGAUGGGAAAGUCAUCAGAGUGAGACGUCUGCUCCCGUCAGUGGAUGUUUGUGUGAUUUUAAACCCUCGCACGUCGGUUGUUGCUCUUCUGGUCUGUCAGUCAGACUACACGAGCUGAGCAGCAUUCGGUGUGGAGUAGGUGGUGUUUCUGCACUCGCUCCACCCUGACCAGGUGUGUUCACACUGAAUGAUGUUCUGUGUGUGUCUGCCGCUGACGACUCGUCUGUCAAUGAAGCUCAGACGCUCGCGCUGAUCUUACGCUUCAAACUGCCGCUUAACCGGUUAGCUUAGCUUAGCACAAAGACUGGAGACGGGGAGGCGGCAGGCCCGGCUCAGUCCAAAGGGACCAGAAUCCACCAGCAGCUCGUGGGAAGCCUCGUUACCUGAACAUGCUGUUCAUGACCUGCAGGUGUCAGUAGAGCUGAAUGUUUCAUGGCGGGUUGCUAACGCUAACCCGCAGACGGCUCUGCUGGAUGUUAAAAAUGAUGGUUUCCGUCCGCAGGUGUGCAGGCUAACAUCUGCUGCAGUCGUGUUUUCGUCUCCUGCGUCUGUUUCCAGUCUUUAUGCUAAGCUAAGUGGCUGCAGGCUGUGGAGACAAACUCUCCUCUGACCUCACAAAGUGACGUUCACUGACUUGUAGUUUGUUCUGGUAAAGCAUUCCUGUCAGUUUUCAAAUCUUUAUAUUUGUAAUGUCUGUUUCAAUAAAGCCUGCUGGCCAACA
This is a messenger RNA of Scatophagus argus, 2860 nucleotides long. RefSeq names its product NIPA like domain containing 4 (gene nipal4). The transcript has 10 exons. The record is from RefSeq and is a predicted model, not a curated record. Gene Ontology annotation, cellular component: membrane. Gene Ontology annotation, biological process: magnesium ion transport. Bases 456 to 1709 code for a protein of 417 amino acids. Gene Ontology annotation, molecular function: magnesium ion transmembrane transporter activity. NCBI's taxonomy places the organism in Eukaryota, Metazoa, Chordata, Actinopteri, Scatophagidae.